UCCAGUUGAUGUUUGAAAAUUCACGAUUAGACAACGGAUAAAAGUUGAGAAUAUUAUCGCGAAAACAUGUUCAAAAACGUUAUAAUUAACAUUGAAAAUCCCAAGCAGCCGCUAAGCAACUUGGAUUAUGGAGUUAUUGAGGCAAAAUACGGUCCAAUGGUUAUGGCCUAUAAUCUUAAGGAUAAUUUCCUCCAUAUAGCUUAUUUUCAUUUUGUGCAAGAAAAGCCAAUUGCAACUUUUGCAGCCGAUAUGAAAAAACGUUGGCCAGGAGUGAUCCUAAAGGAAGAUUCGGAAAAAGCGCAGCGUUCCUUUGAAACUUACUUCCAGAAACAGAAACCAAAACGUGAAAUUUAUGUAAUGUUCACCGGCACCAAAUUCCAGAAUAAGGUCUGGUCAGCACUUUUGAAAAUACCUUAUGGUGAAGAACGUACCUAUAAUGAAGUGGCCUCAAUGAUAAGGAUGCCUAAAUCGGUUCGGGCUGCUGCCACUGCUGUGGGUCGAAAUGAUAUUGCCAUAUUUGUUCCAUGUCAUCGUGUAAAAGCUAAAAAUAACGAUAUUAACAAAUAUCGUUGGGGCAAUGAGCUAAAGAGGAAAAUAUUGGCCGAUGAAAAAUCGAAGAAUUAAAGGCGUAUUGGGAGAAGAACGCUACCGUGUUUUAUUAUACUAUAUCAACAUAGAUGUCUAAGAAUAACAUGUAAAUACAACUUGAAUUAGUCCUUUUUUGUUAAAGAAUAAAAUGUAAUAUUUUUGUAAA
Musca domestica (house fly) is the source of this 754-nucleotide messenger RNA. Its product is annotated as methylated-DNA--protein-cysteine methyltransferase, inducible. The coding region runs from base 67 to 624 and encodes 185 amino acids. NCBI's taxonomy places the organism in Eukaryota, Metazoa, Arthropoda, Insecta, Diptera, Muscidae. The transcript has a single exon. Gene Ontology annotation, molecular function: catalytic activity. Gene Ontology annotation, biological process: DNA repair. The record is from RefSeq and is a predicted model, not a curated record.